This is a messenger RNA of Habropoda laboriosa, 1927 nucleotides long. It is a transcript of the gene fne, whose product is annotated as ELAV-like protein 3. NCBI's taxonomy places the organism in Eukaryota, Metazoa, Arthropoda, Insecta, Hymenoptera, Apidae. The transcript has 7 exons. Gene Ontology annotation, cellular component: ribonucleoprotein complex. Bases 100 to 1164 code for a protein of 354 amino acids. The record is from RefSeq and is a predicted model, not a curated record. Gene Ontology annotation, molecular function: RNA binding.
AUCGAUCGUAGUAAAAGAGAGGUAGAAAGGUGGAUCCUGUGAAAGGAAGGUGAGGAAAGAUUUCGUACGUAGUUAGAGAGGAUCCGGUAAAAGAGUGCAAUGAUGGCGAACGGAAUGGACACAAUCGUGCAACAGAACGGCGGUUCGACCCUUGGACAAGCUUCCCAGGAAGAGUCCAAGACGAAUCUGAUCGUGAAUUACCUGCCACAGAAUAUGACACAGGAGGAGAUUCGUUCGCUAUUUUCAAGUAUAGGCGAGGUGGAGAGCUGCAAGUUGAUUCGCGAUAAACUCACCGGUAAGUUCACCCAAUUUUUCGAAGAGAACCUUUCCUUUGGUUUUCCUUCAAAAGGUCAGAGUUUGGGAUAUGGUUUCGUGAAUUAUCACCGGCCUGAGGAUGCUGAGAAGGCGAUAAACACGCUCAACGGUCUUCGUCUGCAAAACAAAACGAUCAAGGUAUCGUACGCGAGACCGAGCAGCGAGGCGAUCAAAGGCGCAAACCUGUACGUGAGCGGUUUGCCGAAGAACAUGACGCAACAAGACCUGGAGAACCUAUUCAGCCCGUACGGCAGAAUCAUCACGUCGCGGAUACUAUGCGACAAUAUCACCGGAUUGUCGAAGGGGGUCGGUUUCAUAAGGUUCGACCAGCGGGUCGAGGCCGAGAAGGCGAUCCAAGAAUUAAACGGUACCAUUCCGAAGGGCUCGUCCGAGCCGAUCACCGUCAAGUUCGCCAACAAUCCAAGCAACAACAACAAGGCGCUGCCACCGUUGGCUGCCUAUCUGGCACCGCAGGCGACUCGACGAUUUGGCGGCCCGAUCCACCAUCCAACCGGCCGCUUCAGGUACAGCCCGCUGGCAGGCGAUAUCCUGGCGAACUCGAUGUUGCCCGGUAACGCGAUGAACGGUUCCGGCUGGUGCAUCUUCGUGUACAAUCUCGCCCCAGAGACCGAGGAGAACGUGCUGUGGCAGUUAUUCGGUCCGUUUGGCGCCGUCCAGUCUGUCAAAGUGAUCCGCGACCUCCAGACGAACAAGUGCAAAGGCUUUGGUUUCGUGACGAUGACCAACUACGACGAGGCAGUAGUCGCUAUACAAAGCUUGAAUGGUUAUACGCUCGGCAACCGGGUACUUCAAGUCAGCUUCAAGACGAACAAGAGCAAGGCAGCGUAGGACAACAAGAAACGACACUACCAACACCACCAGCAACAACAACAACAACAACAACAACACCAUAACAAUCAUCAAACAGCAACAACUGGAGGAGCAGCGACAGAUAAAGCCGCAGUUGCUGCCGCCGUGAAAUCAGCAACAGCGGGCUCAGCCGCAGCAGCUGCCGCUGUGGUAACACCAGCGAGCAUCGCGGUUGCUCUCCAAGAUCUCGUCGCUUCUUAUGCUUCCACGAAGAAGAAGCAGCAACAGCUCGACCACCACCACCACCACCACCAUCUCCCUGUCGAUUCCGUGAUCAACAACCUGAACAAUCGUUAUCGCGGAGAGAAUAAUCGUAGUAACCAACAGCAGCAACAACAUCAGCAGCAACAGCUGCAAUGGAAAAGUAAUUAUAAUAAGUUGGCAGCGAGGAAGAGGUAUGAUAUGUACCUACGUGAAAUACUCUUCUCACCCUCGGAGUAUAAUUCCCGUCGGUAUAGAUUGCGCCUGCAGAUCGACGACGAAUUCGAGGACGACUUCGACAACGAAUUGGACGAAAUCGAUUUCAUGUAAAGGUAGAGGACGCUGACCUCCCUGGAGAACACUCGGGCUAGAGAGAGAGAGAGAGAGAGAUGAGAGAAUGAUACGAAGGGUGUGCGCGUGUGUGCGUGUAUACGUGUGCCUGUAGAAGGGUAACAAUGAUGCGUGUGUAGUAGGUGUAAGUGGGUGAAGGGGAGGGUUUUUAAAGAGGGUCGAGGAGGAAAGUAGUUGAAGAUGAAGAGAG